Messenger RNA from Aplysia californica (California sea hare), 644 nucleotides. RefSeq lists its product as uncharacterized. NCBI's taxonomy places the organism in Eukaryota, Metazoa, Mollusca, Gastropoda, Aplysiida, Aplysiidae. The record is from RefSeq and is a predicted model, not a curated record.
CUGAACCCAGCGCUACGAAGCCGCACAAAUUCCGGGGUCACCAGCACAGGAAUUCAGAGGAGAAAUCUCCCACGAGUGGCGGGCCGGCACGAAGUCCAGUCCGUCUCCGUCUCUGGACGAUCUUGUAGGGCUUCGCUGCCUUCCGGCUACCGCUCCCAUCUCUCCCCGUGUACUCCAAGCUCAGCGGCGUGGCCCCAGCUCAGAAUAAGACUUGUUACGGUCUGGACUAUGAGUGUCGUCUGCGACCGUCUGAGCAGCUGAGAACCAGACAUGAACAGAUCUUGACCUCUCGCCUGCCAGAAGUGCCUCAGUUGUGGGAGCAGCUUAUACAGAUGGAGAAGAUUGACCCCGUGGAGCCCCGCUCACGCGUAGUUCUGGACGUCCGAGACAGCGGUCACCACGCCUGGCCGCCACAGACACAGACGGAAAGCCAGAGCAUCGGCUGGUUCGCGGACAGCAGACGUCAGCAUAGGUGUCGUCUCAGGGAGUGGCCCGCCUCUUACAGUUUCUGCUGAGCUCAUCAGCAUCAACCUGUCUCGGUGGUUUUAUGCACCCCGCAUAAUUUAGCAAAAUUUGAUCUUUUUUUGGGUGCAUAAUUUCUGAUUAUUUUCCUGUACCAGUCUUUGUUAAAAUUAACAGAAUCG